This is a messenger RNA of Danio aesculapii, 7666 nucleotides long. RefSeq names its product CBFA2/RUNX1 partner transcriptional co-repressor 3 (gene cbfa2t3). The record is from RefSeq and is a predicted model, not a curated record. The transcript has 12 exons. Gene Ontology annotation, cellular component: nucleus. Gene Ontology annotation, molecular function: transcription corepressor activity. Bases 937 to 2820 code for a protein of 627 amino acids. Gene Ontology annotation, biological process: DNA-templated transcription; negative regulation of DNA-templated transcription. NCBI's taxonomy places the organism in Eukaryota, Metazoa, Chordata, Actinopteri, Cypriniformes, Danionidae.
CGCUUCUCCUCUCCAGAUGGUGUUUUAAACGCAGACAGAAGGGUCAUUAGACAACACACCAGCUUCCAACCACUGACAACAAAAAUAAACCCAAACGCGAGAUGGUGCAGAGCGAAACAACGCAGUGUGUGUAACAUCAGUUAGCUGGGACACGAAUGAUGUUUUUAACGGACCGUCUUUUCGUGCGCAUUGUGGAGGGAGUUCGCGACGAACAGUUGGAGUAUUAACAGGAAGAUCUCUGAAACACUCCCAAAUCUCAGUCAUUUAUGUAGACGAGGACUUCGGGAUUUACACGAGACACUUCUGCUUGGGGGAAAUGGAGCAUCAGUGGCAAGAUUAAAACAUCUUCUAUCUUAUAGGAGGGAUCAUCACGGACAUCUACUGUGGAAUACGAUAUAAAACCAUUAAGAGCGCGAGAUCUGAACUGGAAGACUUUGCGAUUUGUGUGUAUGUGUGUGUGUGUGUGUGAUUUGAGAAAUCGAGGCGAACUUUUUUUCGCCCAGUGCAUUUUUAAUAAGAGAUUUGUUAACACGUUUGAGGAUUUUGACAUCUGAAAAGAACGCAAUACCAAAGUCUCACUAUACUUUAAUACUAAAGCCUCCGCUGUGUUCAAGAUUGUACGAUAUAUUUUCGAUUUCUUGAAACUGAAUUACCUCAUUAUUUAUUGCUAUAACAAAAAGUCAACAUCGCGCGCAGUCCAAAGGAUUUCAGAACUCUCUUUCAUAGACUCUUUUUUGAUAAGACGGCAUACACAUACUGUAUCUACAUGGUUGCUUUUUAUCAAUUUGGAAAGUUCUCAUCUUUCUCAAAGAGGAACCGGGCUUAAUAAUUUUCCAUUUUUCCCCUGUUCUUAAUUUUCGGGUGGAUUAAUUUUUGCUGCAAAACACCUGAUUGACUUCGACCUUCAAAAGUAACACAGCAAAGAAGGCUGGAACGAUGCCAGAUUCACCUGCUGAUGUCAAAACCCAGCCCAGGUCAACUCCGCCCACAAUGCCACCACCACCCCCUGCUGUCAGUCAGGCAGCCAAUCGCAACGCGUCAUUCACACCCACAACAAUGCUGAAUGGGAGCAGUCACUCUCCAACGGCACUAAACGGAGCUCCCUCAACCCCUAAUGGCUUCAGCAAUGGACCGGCCACCUCAUCUACUGCUUCCCUGCCUACCCAGCAGCUGCCCCCAGCCUGUGGAGCCCGGCAACUCUGUAAACUUAAACGUUUCCUUACCACACUGCAGCAAUUUGGCAAUGACAUCUCACCUGAGAUUGGAGAACGUGUACGCAGCCUGGUACUGGGGCUAGUGAACUCAACUCUAACCAUUGAAGAGUUCCACUCCAAACUUCAGGAAGCCACAAACUUUCCCCUGCGCCCCUUUGUCAUUCCAUUUCUCAAGGCUAACUUGCCCCUCCUGCAGAGGGAGCUACUUCACUGUGCCCGGAUGGCUAAGCAGACCCCAGCCCAGUAUCUGGCCCAGCAUGAACAGCUUCUGCUGGACGCCAAUGCCAUCUCUCCCCUGGACUCCUCUGAGAUCAUGCUGGAACUCAACGAGCAUGGCAAGAGACGUACCCCAGACAGGACCAAAGAGAAUGCGGGGGACAGGGACGGUUUGCACCAAGAGCACCUGGCCAAACGUCCAUGCACAGUGAGCCCCAGUCAGCGCUUUAGCCCCAGCAGUGGCUUACCAGCCCACCCUCCUCCCAAUGGCCUACCAACACAUCCGCCCAAUGGCUUGCCACAUCCAAACCCUCCUGCCCCGCAGCAUUACCGCUUGGAAGACAUGGCACUUGCCCACCACUACAGAGACGCCUACAGACACGCAGAACACAGGGAUGUCCGGGACCGUCACCGGCAGUCAGCCGUGCAUGGAGCACGUCAGGAGGAAGUGAUUGAUCAUCGGCUGACAGACCGUGAGUGGGCUGAGGAAUGGAAGCACCUCGAUAACUUGCUAAACUGUAUCAUGGAUAUGGUGGAGAAGACGCGGCGUUCCCUUACCGUGCUGCGACGCUGCCAGGAGGCAGACCGCGAGGAGAUGAACCACUGGAUCCGUCGCUAUAGCGACGUGGAGGAUAUGAAAAAAGGUGGGAGCUCCGCCCAGCGGCCUCCUCCUCUUCCUCCCCACCACAACUCUUCCUCCUCCAACACUCCUAACAGCAGCGAAACACAGCCGCUAGAAAUACACAGAGACUUCCUGCAUCGGCCUCCUUCAGGCUACCUACCCGAGGAAAUCUGGCGGAAGGCUGGUACUACAAGCAUCCCGCUCUCGCCAGCAUUAAAGCAACUUCAGAACAAGCAGGAGGAGGCAGUAAAUGAGGUGAAGAGGCAGGCUAUGUCAGAGCUGCAGAAGGCAGUAUCAGAUGCUGAGAGGAAAGCUCACGAGAUGAUCUCUGCUGAACGCUCCAAGAUGGAGAGAGCUUUGGCGGAGGCUAAGAGACAGGCCUCUGAAGACGCGCUGACAGUCAUUAACCAGCAGGAGGACUCUAGUGAGAGCUGUUGGAACUGUGGUCGCAAGGCUAGCGAGACAUGCAGCGGAUGCAACACUGCGCGCUACUGUGGCUCUUUCUGUCAGCACAAGGACUGGGAGAAACACCAUCAUGUAUGCGGCCAGGGUCUGCCUAGCAGUAGCGGUGUGCCACUUGGGACACCAUCUACCACCUCCACCUCAUCCAGCGCUCCCCCAACACACUCUGAGAGCACUACCCCAGGCCCCCUUUCCCUGGCUGGGCAAACCAGCAGUGGCGGCAGUCCUAAGGAAGCAAGCUCCAGCAGUGUUUCUCGCUCAACCACUCCAGCAACACCUGCUCUGAUGGAUUCCUCAUCCCGCUGACUAAUGAACCCCUAACCCCUGCCCAGCCACGCCUACUGCUGCUACAGCAUCCUUCAUCCAAAACAAGCUGAGGAAGCGCCACCAUACUUAACCCUCCUCUUGAAAUGAACUAAGGCAACCUGGCUUUCAUGUCUACGUUAAGCUCUUGUUUUUUAAUCACCAAAAAAAACCCACCAAGGCUCAGAUUCUUUCAAAAAAAGGUCUACUGUGCUUACUUCACCAUGAGCAGGGUCUAUUAUUCUGGAUGCCACUGAGAAAGCCAGGAAAUACGUAUAGUUACAUGUCACAUGUUUGAUUCAUGUACACAGCAUACAAUUUACACCCUUUAAUUGAGGUGUGCUCUGUGUGAAUUGGGGUGGCACCAUUCUCUGAACUUGUUUUGUCCUAGGUGGGACUAAACACAUUUCCUUUAGUUUGACAGGUAGCCAUUACUGCGGGAUGUCAAUAAUGGACAAGAGUACGUUCCCACUCAGAAUAGCUUCCAUCACAGAGCUACUUCCUCACAACAUGACAUAUUGCAUUGCAUUUUCUGGCUUUAAUUAAAACAAAAGAAAAGUCCAAAAAAUCCAAAAGAAGUAACGAUGAUAAGAAGAAUAAAACCUGUUAACUACCUUGCUAGCGAGCCAAGAAAAUCUACACCAGACUCACCUCUCUGUACUGACGUGAACCCAAAUGAAUUUUAAGUGAAAAAAAAGAACAUGAUCCAAACCUUUUUAUUACACUGCCAAAGUUACUAAGAAGCACUCAUCUUGUAACCAAACGCAAACAACUUCACCUCCUCAGCAGUAAAGCCAGCCCAGAGUUCCACAGGCUGUGGAGAGGUGGCAUUGUGACUAGACACUCAAACGUUCACUGUGCCCACUAUGCUGCCCUCUCAGAUAAUGGAACAUAGACUUUAGCCCGGAUCCAUGUCUAUGACUAUGUAGGGUCGUACCUGGGACGUUACAAAGCACGUUACCCAAUCCGCCACAAAGAGAAAUGACAAGAAAGCGAAGGCAAGGAUGAGUAAACAAAGAUGGAUUGGCCUCAAAAGGAAAGACAAAUGGCAACGGAACUGCCAAAAACCUCAUUGGAUUGUACACUAAGAAUGAGCCUUUUCUUCUGAAACACUUUCGUUUGGUUUUUCCUAAAGCUUACUGAAUGCUGAGACAUUUCAUUUUGUUGUACGAUUUCACACUCCCUCAUUUUCCAAAGCAUGACAAGACUGUAGAGUCUCACGAGACUGGCAUAAACUUGGUUCUCUUUUCUCUCGCUCUUUCUACCUCCCCCCAUCUCCUGUAUGUUCAUCCCUUUUUGUCUCCUGACAGAACCUUUGAGCAGAUAUCCACGAAGGGAUCAAACGUUGCUUGUAGAUAUUUCUUUCUGUUUCUGGAUGUCUCUGUCUUCAAUAUCUGCUUGUGUGCGUACUCGGAACGCACUUCUUUCUUUGUCUUUUAGGUUUCAGCCAAACGUUGGACAGAAAAAGACACUCUAACAGGAGAGAAGCUGUGUUGUACCUAUUGUUCGAUUUGUUGUAUCAAUAUUGAUGAUGAGAAUCCUCAUGUAGAAUAUUUUAUAUUGCUCGCAUUGUAAGACAGUGAGAGAACGGAGGUGCAAUACGAAAAGAGAAUUCAGCUACUGAAUGGAACCUCAGAAACAGCCCUUAGGGUACGUUAUAAUAUAAAUAUACAUAUAAAUAUAUCUAAAAUUACCACAGUAAAUUAAUGUGAAUGUACAUAGUAUUUAAAAAGAGGUCCAAAAAUGAGUUUGCCAAAUAACAGAAUCCUUCAAAAUAUAAUGUUUAGAAUUUAAUUUCUCUCCAUUUAAUAUUUUUUGUCUGAAUGAUCAUUUUACAAUGUCUGUUGUAACAGAAAAAAGAAAAGAGGUGCUCACAUCACUGCUUGUGUAGAUUACUGCCAGAGGACACUGCUGAGGGCAUUAUUGCAGCCAUAAGUGUGUUGAAUCAAACGACAUCGCUUUAACAACACGCCAAAACCACAACAGACUGACCUAACUCGCCCUGCGGAGAAGAUCCCAGACUGGGAUUUGGGAGGGAAGCCACUAGAAUCUGUGUGAAACAUUGCCAUCCUUUGGGCCAAAGUGUCACUGCAGUGGUUUGAUGUGUAAUUUGCACACACAAACAUAAAAAGCACGCACACACGCCUUUGAGUAUCCAAGUGUCUGACACCAGAAUCCAUGAUGGUUUUGCUUAAGCACCUAGAUUAUACUUUGGACAUCAGGUUGCCAUCCAACAAAACACCAAACAUAACCCAUGUCAAAUGUAAACUGGAUAAAAAUCACUGGAGGUUGGUGUGUGUGUGUCAAGCGAGUUGAUCACAGUGUUGAUAUUUUUAAAGGUCACUCAUGAAGGCAGUUGCAAUGAACAGGAGUAGUACCCCUCAAGAGUAAAAAUACUUGCGAGUAGUUGUGAGUUUGCCAGCCGCUUUCCUUGUAGGCCUGUUUACAGCCUUUAUUUUGGUCACUUACAAAUUAGCUUAUAACCGAAAUGACAUGUUUUGCUGAGGCGUACCUCUGAUAUGGACCAAACUUUAAAGGCCUGUUUGUCGCUCUAUUUCUAAGUCUAUUUUGGUCUUGCUUUACGCAUGAGGUGGGCUGAAGGUUUAAUUUAUUACACAGCAUAUGUGAAUGAUCUAUUUUUUUUAUUGUAUUUUUAAAGUAAUAUAUAAAUUCAUCCACCAAACAUUAGCAAGUAAGUCUCUCUCUCUCUCUCUUCCACCAUUUGAGCAGGUUUUUAAAAGAACCGUCCUUUCUUUCCCUACUAGCUACCUCCUGUAAUCAAAUCCAAGACCGUAUGUGCGUGGAGAUCAAAAACACUAGCAGACAUGCAAAUCUAUCAUUCUGCUCAAGCUACACAAGACAAUUUAGCAUAGAAAGAAACAGGACAUCAAAUGUAUGAUUCUCAUGUGUGUGUUUUAGCAUUUAAGAAGCUAAUUUUGUCUUAGUCGUGUUUCUUUUAUGGGCUAUUAAACAAGAUAUACUAAAAAAAAAAACUCUUCAUAGAAGUACAUAAAGAUUGAACUCUUGUUGUACUGUUGAAAUAAUUAUCAUUAGUUCUCAAGAUUCUCUUCAAACUGUUGAUCUAAGAUUACUUCAGUGUGCCUGACUGUAGAAAACACCCUGUUGACAUUAAUGCUCACAAUAGCUCCCCUUGUGGCAGGUCUUAUAAUCGUCAUUCUGACACAUUCAGAAUGCACCGAGUGAAACUGAGCCUGCGUAGAUGUACCUGCUUAGAAUGUUUUGAACAUAAGCAUAUCUCAUAAAUAUCCAAAACAAUAAAAGCACAGACCAAAGUAUAACUGCACAUACACAGAAGCCGUUUGGACGUCUAAAACAAACAAACAAAAAAAAGCAUACAGAAUCCAGGUGACAAACUACACCCAUAAACCAAAGUGUACAAAAUGGCCACGUUGAAAGCACAAGAUGACAGUAAACACAUCAAGAGAUCGGUACUAUAAUUCCAUACCAGGGAAGUGCUUGUUCCUGGCAUCCAAAGCAUCAGAUAAGAUUACAAAUGCUUCUAACAUUUGCUCAAAGAUCUCAUUGUUGCGAAUGCAUGUGUGUAUGAUGGUGAUGAAAACAAAAAGAGUAAAUGAUACUUUCUAUUAAUAAUUUUGCUAAGGAACUUACUUGAAUCUCUAGAGCUUUAAAAUAACACCACUGGCAAAGUUAAGAUAGAGAACUUCCAUAGACUCAAUAUGGAGUUUUGCAUGUCUGCUAGUCCAGAACUCAUACAAUAUUUUUGGCCAUUGUAUUUCUAACCAAAAUCUAACCAAAAAACGAGAGCAUGCACUGUGUACUGUAAUUCUGCUGUUAUCCUGAAGUCUGGAUUCUGUCAGCAAACCCAAGUUGGGCAUCAUCUUUGCUCAAAGACUGACAUCAGGAGAAAGAGAGAGAGAGAGAUUAAAGCUUCACUUUCAGCCAACUAAUAAGUAAAUGCUAAAGGUUAACUACUCAACAGCUUGGUUUUAGUAAUGGCCUGUUUAUCAAAGCCUCCUGAAAUCAUCAGGCAUGCGGGAGAUUAGCUAAACCAGAGUGCUACCUUGUCAGAUUGUCCUACUUCCGUUUCAAAAAGUAGGUAGCACAUUUUGAUGACGCAAUAUGCUACCCAUCAGAUUUUGCAACCGGUGUAAAUUUUAAUGUGGAGUAGUGUGAUAUGAAGCUGUAAUAUCAUGCUAAUCCCAACCCCAACCUCAGAACCAUUCAAAUACAGUGUAGGUAGCAUAAUCUGAUGGGUAGGAUAAAACGUCAGGACACUGGCUAACCAUUUUAUGCUGUAUUUAGCGACUCAAACAAAAUAUUCCUGCACAUCACUAAUGUUAUCCAGCCUCACAAAUGAAAUGUGUUACUUUUUUCAUGACUGUAUCAUCCGUAAUGCUAAAUGCUAAAUGCACACAAGGCUGUAGCUGAAACCUUACACUACUGUAGAAGUGAACAUUGCUCAGGCAUUAAAGGCGCUCACGAUACAUGCCGUAACAGCAAGAUACACAUUUAUGUGCUAAUAAACACUUGGUUUGAUACAUUUUAGGCAAACAUGACAUUGUAUUGUGCAAUACAUUAUUACAGGAAAAGGCAUUGUUUCAAUAGGAAAGGUUGGUGUGUGUUAAAGAAAAUGUUUUUGUUUUUCUUUUUUUCUCUUUCAAGGUCCUGUUAUCAUUCUCUAGACGAUGUGAACUGUGCCAGGAGAGUUUUAUUUAUUUCUUGCAUGCUCUUCCCCCCUUUUCGCAAUCCCCUCACCCUCUCUUACUGUGCGCUUUGUUGGACAUGUGACGCUGUAAACAUUCUAAAUCAGGUUAUUGUCUGUGUUGAGAUACGUAUCUGUGUAAUUAAAAAAGACAGUGAAACAUGA